AAUGUGCGAGACGAAGUGACAUUUGAUUAACCACAACAAUCCGGUGAGAACGCAAUUAAAGUGCACUAGAUGAACAUGAUUGUGGUGCUUGAUGGAUUAUUUCGCCAGAACGGCACCUAUGACUACAAUGACAGCUAUGAGUAUGAAGAGGACAUCGAGCCAGGGGCCAGUAAAGCGAUGUUGACCCCGGUGCUGUACUUCUUGGAGUCGAUUGUAGGGCUGCUUGGAAACGGACUACUCCUGGCCAUUCUGGCUAAGAAGAGGCGAUCCUGGAGCAUAUCGGACACCUUCAUCCUCCACCUGUGUGUUGCGGACAUCCUGCUGCUGGUGACGCUGCCCUUCUGGGCGGUACAGGCGGUUCAACAGUAUGGAUGGGGCUUUCUCUGCAAGAUCAGUGGAGCUGUUUUUAAUAUCAACUUCUACUGUGGCAUCUUUCUGCUGGUUUGCAUCAGUCUGGAUCACCACUUGUCCAUCUUCCACGCCACCCAGCUGUUCUCCCAGAAGAACCCCAGGUUAGCUCACAUGAGCUGCCUGUUAGUCUGGAUCGCCUCCCUUAUCCUCACCAUCCCCGACUGUGUUUUCCUGGUGGCGAGGAAAGAUCCGGACCAGGGGAAAACCCUGUGUGCUCACAGCUACUCCCAGUCAGCAACUGAUUGGCAGCUGGUGUCACGCGUUCUCCACCACACGCUGGGUUUCCUGCUGCCUGCAGCCACCCUGAUCUUCUGCUGCUCCCGUGUCCUGCUGCAGCUGUGGCGCGGCUCUGACGGCCUCCGGAAGCAGAGGGCCGUCACCUUCAUCCUGCCCCUGGUAGUGGUCUUCUUUCUCUGCUGGCUGCCGUACAACAUCACACUCAUUGUGGACACCUUCAGAAGCCGCUCGAAGCAGCCAGAUCAGCCUGAAAGUUCCCUGAACACAGCUCUGGCGGUCACUUCUGCUUUGGGCUGCAUGCACGCCUGCCUCAGGCCUCUGCUCUAUUUCGGCCUAUGUAGAAACGUCAGGAAACAGACACUGGCCAUGUUUAGACAUGCUAAAGUUGAAUCUGAGAGCUCGCUGUGGGGCUUGGGUGUUGGCAAGGAGGCCCUGCCCGACCAAAAUCCCGAAGGGGAAGCGCUGCAACAGAUGAUAAGUACAGAUCAUCAGGUGCCGUAAACUCAGUGCUGAUUAUUGGACAGAAAUGCCCUCCUGUGACUCAGAAGGGAUCAGAAUGAUGCUCCACCCCUGAGGGGAAUUUAGGGUGAAGUCGUGUCAUGGGUUCAAGGGCUGGAGGACCUUAUGAUGAGAAAUAGAUAUUUUUAGAAAAUUACUCUUAGAAAUUGCACUUCAAUGUGAAGGUUUCCGUGCCACGUCAUGGUUGUAUUUUGAAAUCACUGUUGCAUUUUAGCUUGUUACCCUAAAUCAUGAGUUUUUUUUAUUCAAUUGUAAAUAUCUGUAUUUUUAUUGUGUAUUAUUGGUGGUAUUAUUAUUAUUAUUAUUAUUAUUAUUGUACUGUUUUAUAUAAGUGUCGGUGAACAGUGUUUAAGCUGUUAAAGAAUCAUAAAGCUUUAACGUCAUAUAUGUGCCAUAAUGCUUAAAAUUCUUGGAAUGGAAUAAGGUAAUAGAGAAGCUCUUGUAAAUAACAAUACAAGAUAAUUCUUCAGUCAGUGUUAUUGUGAUCCUCCAUCAAGUAGACCGACAGAGUUUGUUACAGUUUGUUGGAUGACACAACUGAUUCACUUCUUAUGUCAUCUUCAGGCAGUAAAGACUGUGGAUUCCACGAUUGUCCAGUGACUGUGUGUGUGACCACAGUGCAGUGAGGGAAUUUCCUGUUGGCGAAUCCCACAGCCUUAUUUCUUUUUGAGUUCUUUGUUGCAACAUGGAUGUGUGGGGACUGUAGGACAGCGGAUGACACAAACAGGUGGUGAUGUCAUCAGUCAGGUGACAGAAGAGGAGGAGGAAGAGGGGAAGAAAGACCUCAAUACUGAAGCUCUUUCAUAGCUCUCAGUUUACUCUCAUCUAGAGACUUGUCUGUUUGUUUGGCGGAGUGAGAACAGUGGCAUGCUUUAUGCGUGAGCACAGUUGUCUGGAAAAGGGGUGUAGGUGGCAAAUGGAAGAAAGAAGACCAGUUGGAGAAGACGAGAUCUUAUUCUAAAGAUCACGGUGCACGUUGUGUUGAGCACGACAUUUGUGGUUUCACCUCCACGUUGUUGGGUCAGGUUAUAGCCUGCUAGGCACGCUUGAUUUCUGCGCUCAAGGCAAGAUAAUGUUAAUAUAAAUAUGACCUGAAAUAAAGUGGUCUUUCACACUUGGGUGUGCUUUUAGAAAGUCUGUGUAAAAUAAGGUCACACAAGAAAAGAAAACACCUUCCCUCCUCUCAGACCGCCUAUGUUCCUUCCUCUUUCUUAUGGUGUUUCAGUUUGUCGAGAGCCAAAGCCUGAAAACUAUGGUCUUAAUGUUAGAAAUGCGGCUUUCAUCUGUGGCAGCAGCAACAUGUCAAGUAUAUAGCAUUACUGAGUAUUGCCUCAGAUUGAAGUGUUAUUUCCUGUGUCAGCUAGAGCUUCUCACCAAACUUAUCAGGACUUUUAUUUAAUGAAUAAACCUGUUAUUAGUAGACAAACACGACCUUUGUUGUACCGUCCACAGUAAAGGGAGUUGAGUCCGUCCACAAUUCAAGGCUUUUUAUUCGUCUAAGUACAAAAGUUAAAAAGAAUUGAGCAUCGUGACUCGAUGACUGAAAACAAGACAAAUGCAUGUUGACCACAUCCCACACAGCGCUUGAUGUGUUUGAAUGAACGUGCAGUCAAGCUGUUAACUCUGGAAGACUGCGGAAGAGUUUACGAACCCUUCGCUGGCUUUGUUCUCUACCUCAGUGACUGAACCAGUAGAGUAAUAACAGGGUAUCUAUACUACUGGAAUCAAACUUAAAGGGAUGCUCUCUUUUUAACACCAGUGCCACCAGCCUGCUGUUGUGAAAUGUUUGCUGCUCAUGUAAAUUAUGAAUGAGACGCGCUGUGAUGGAAAACAUAGUCUGCCACAAGUUACAGCAUUUCCCUUUGCUCAUCUAUCUUUUUUUUGUCUUUUUUUGCAUAGGCAACGUGUUUGAGGAUGUGUGGUGGCUUUUUGUGACUUUAGUUUCCUGUCAAAGAGAUGUAAGCUAUUUCCACUGUAAACCCCUACGUGAUGGUUCACAGUCAACUUGUUUUCUACGUAAUCACCUGUAUCCUGACUAUAUCAUAAGCAUAGAGAACAUUUUUAGGGAAGUUAGGACAUUAAAAUAUCUUAAAUACUCAAUACAUGCAGAAAGAACAGAGAAUACAAAAAGGGCCGUUGCACAAUCUAACUUCUAAAGUUUAAAUUGUGAAAUUCAUGCUGCAACCUAUCCUCUAUCAUUUGUUACACGGUAUACAGUAUUUACUUGACUGAUUUGAUAACUUCUUUACUAGCUGUAUAGGAAAAAUGUGAAAACACCAGUUUCUGUUAAUUAUUAAGUAAAAAUCUCACAAAUAACAAAUGUUUUUAGGGAUAAAUCACAUGGGUGUUGGAUAGCAUUUUUGACUACCCAAAAACUAAACUUGAAUAUUUUCUAGGUAUUUAAAACAAUGUAUUUAUUCAUUCAUUUAUCUGUUCAAUUUUAUUUUCUGUAAAUUUUAUUAAAUUCUUUCUAAAAUAAUUGUCCUUUGAGGGGUCCUGUCAAGCUGUACUGUAAUGUCAAAAAUAUACUGGUUUCUGAUUUAAAAAAAAUUCUGUAUAUUUGAUUCUGUAUUUGAACAAUCCAUGUACAAAAAUAAAAUACAACAUACAGUAACCUAUAA
Messenger RNA from Anarrhichthys ocellatus (wolf-eel), 3788 nucleotides. RefSeq names its product C-X-C chemokine receptor type 3-like. Gene Ontology annotation, molecular function: C-C chemokine receptor activity; C-C chemokine binding; C-X-C chemokine receptor activity. Bases 70 to 1149 code for a protein of 359 amino acids. The transcript is spliced from 3 exons. Gene Ontology annotation, biological process: regulation of leukocyte migration; immune response; inflammatory response. NCBI's taxonomy places the organism in Eukaryota, Metazoa, Chordata, Actinopteri, Perciformes, Anarhichadidae. The record is from RefSeq and is a predicted model, not a curated record. Gene Ontology annotation, cellular component: membrane; external side of plasma membrane.